This is a messenger RNA of Taeniopygia guttata (zebra finch), 1058 nucleotides long. RefSeq names its product activator of basal transcription 1 (gene ABT1). The record is from RefSeq and is a predicted model, not a curated record. Gene Ontology annotation, molecular function: RNA binding. Gene Ontology annotation, cellular component: nucleolus. NCBI's taxonomy places the organism in Eukaryota, Metazoa, Chordata, Aves, Passeriformes, Estrildidae. Gene Ontology annotation, biological process: endonucleolytic cleavage in ITS1 to separate SSU-rRNA from 5.8S rRNA and LSU-rRNA from tricistronic rRNA transcript (SSU-rRNA, 5.8S rRNA, LSU-rRNA); endonucleolytic cleavage in 5'-ETS of tricistronic rRNA transcript (SSU-rRNA, 5.8S rRNA, LSU-rRNA); endonucleolytic cleavage to generate mature 5'-end of SSU-rRNA from (SSU-rRNA, 5.8S rRNA, LSU-rRNA).
ACCACGCCCCCUCCGUGUGUAACCACGCCCCCUCACGUAAACCCCGCCCCCUUAACAACGCCGCGCUCCUCCGCACUUUGCGGCUUUGUCGCGACUCCCCCGCCCCCUGCUGGCGGUGCUUUACGGCUGUGUUGGUGUUUUACGACAGCGGCCGGCCGCGUUCUGGGCCAUGGCUGGGGCCGAGCGGGACCCACACAGGAGGGGCGAGGAGGAGGAGGAGGAGGAAGAAGAGGAAGAAAAGGAGGAGGAAGAGGAAGAAAAGGAGGAGGAAGAAAAGGAGGAGGAAGAGGAGGGUCCCGAGACCCCCUCCGACCCCCCCCAAAGCCGGUGGUACCGGGGGUCCUUUAUUUGUCCUUCCUCCCCCCGGGCUUCGGGCCCCGCCAGGCCCGGGCGCUGCUGCGGCCGCACGGGGAGCUGGGCAGGGUCUUCUUCCAGCCCCGCGGAGGCUCCGUGCGGCGGCGGCGGCAGCGCCCGGGAGGACCCCCGGCCGUGGCCUUCGCCGAGGGUUGGGUGGAAUUUCGGGACAAACGCGCGGCCAAACGAGCGGCCAAAAUCCUGCACGGGGCCCCCAUGGCCCCCCGGCCCCGCAGCCCCUUCCGCCAUCACUGCUGGAGCAUCAAGUACCUGCCCGGGUUCCGGUGGCCUCACCUGAGCGAGCGGCUCAGCUACGAGCGGCAGGUGAGGGCGCAGCGCCUGCGGGCCGAGGUGGCCCAGGCCAAGCGGGAGGGGGGGUUCUACACCCGCCAGGCCUCCAAAGCCCCCCCAAAAACCUCCGGAGACCCCUCCGCCCCUCUGCCGACCUGGGGCUUCACCCAAAGACCCACCGAGGAGGAGAUUUGGCGGCGCAAAGCUCGACCCCCGCCGGCCGCGCCCCCCAUGCGGCUGCUGGAGAAGGUGUUCGGGGCGGGGAGGUGAGACCCUCCCUCGGAUUUUGGGGGGGCUCAGGUGUCUGGGAAGGUCCCUUGGAACGUCGGGGAUUCCGGAUAUCGAUCCCAUUCUCAAGGAUCACGAAAUGUUUUGUUUUUCUCCUUAAAACUUUUUAUUACUUUUAACAAAAA